Molecule: messenger RNA, 3261 nt
Organism: Gigantopelta aegis
Lineage: Eukaryota; Metazoa; Mollusca; Gastropoda; Neomphalida; Peltospiridae
Product: kelch-like ECH-associated protein 1
Exons: 5
Coding region: 135-1982 (615 amino acids)
Molecular function (GO): protein binding
Source: RefSeq, a predicted model, not a curated record
CAAUCAAUCGGUGAUUUGGAUCAUUCACUAUGGUUUCUCAGGCUCACUACGUCUCACCUGAUAUUGUGUUAGUUUGUAAAAUGUUUCUUUGUGUGUUGUGAGAGAAUUUGAAGAAUCCUACUUCCUUGACCACUAUGAAAGUCCACCAUCCUCCAGAGAAAGAUGACCGUGACAAGCGAUCCAACUCCCCCGACCACGUGGACUCCGCCUCGACUGUGAGCGCUGCGUGCACGAUGUCGGUGUCGUUCCCAUCGUCAUGCUACCGGCCGAAGCCGCAGAUCACGGAGAAGCCUGCGGACGGCAGCAUGCACUUCACAAUCAUGAAGCACCCGAAGGAGGCACUUGACACAAUGAAGACGCUGCAGCGCGCCCACAAGUUGUGCGACGUGACGCUGGUGGUGGGGGAGGACGAGAUCCCCGCCCACAAGAUUGUGUUGGCGGCCUCCAGCCCCUACUUCAAGGCCAUGUUCACGGGGGGCAUGCGCGAGGAGGAGAUGGCGUCCAUCCCGCUGCACGGCAUCUCACCCUGCACGCUCCACAUCCUCGUGGACUUCGCGUACACCGCCGAAAUCAACAUCAACGAGCUCAACGUCUGCUACCUGCUGCCCGCGGCAACCAUGUUCCAGAUGGCGCACGUCGUCGAGGCCUGCAGCGUCUUCCUCGAGCACCAGCUCGACCCCAACAACUGUAUUGGCAUUGCCAACUUUGCCAGUGAGCACGGCUGUCUCGAACUGGAAGCUAAAGCUAGAAGUUAUAUCCAUAAACAUUUCUGUGAUGUGAUCAAGUCAGAUGAAUUCUUAAUGCUCAGUCCCUGUCAGAUGAUUAGUUUGAUAAAGCAGGAUGAACUCAAUAUUCACUGUGAGUCGGAAGUCUUUCAGGCUGUUAUUCGCUGGGUGCAGAGUGAACCGGACAAGCGACUAGGAAAGCUGGAGAAUUUGCUUAAUGCAGUGAGGUGUCAGUUUUUAGCUCCUUGUUUUUUAGAAGAACAACUUAAAAAUUGCCCGCUCUUGAAAAAAAUGCCACAAUGUUUGCAAUCUUUAGAGGAUAAACUUCGGGAACUAAAACUGCAUGUGAAGUGUCCCGAGCGGCCGCGUAAACCCUGUGCUCCCCUGGUGGUAUUCUGUGCUGGUGGUUACCUCAGACAGUCACUGAGUAACUUCGAAUGCUACAACCCAAAGACGAGCCAGUGGCACAGACUGCCGGACCUGCCAACCCCUCGCAGCGGGCUCAGUGCGUGUAUUGUCCGCGGAGCGCUCUACAUCGUAGGUGGUCGCAACAACUCUCCCGAUGGCAACAUGGACUCAAACGCUCUCGAUAUGUAUGACCCCAUGAGAAACGCCUGGUCACCACGCACACCCAUGACUGUGCCAAGAAACCGCGUCGGUAUCGGAGUCAUCGACGGAAUGAUUUAUGCAGUCGGAGGAUCUCAGGGACAAACGCAUCACAGAUCAGCAGAAAAAUAUGACCCAGAACUUGACUCAUGGACAAUGAUAGCGCAGAUGAAUACGAACCGGAUUGGUGUUGGUUGUGCGGUUAUUAACCGCCUCCUCUUCGCAGUGGGUGGAUACGACGGUCAGAACCGACUUCGCAGCGUGGAACGCUACGAGCCUGAGAGAGACGAAUGGACGACUGUGGCCUCCAUGAACACUACAAGGAGCGGCUCAGGUGUGAUCGCGAUGGACUGCUAUGUGUAUGCUGUGGGCGGCUACGACUCAAACUAUCAGCUGCGGUCGGUGGAGCGGUAUUCGGUGGAGCGAGACACGUGGGAGUUUGUGGCAUCUAUGAACAGCCCGCGCAGCGCCCUCAGUGUGGCCGUCAUCAACGACAGGCUGUACGCACUCGGAGGGUACGACGGGACGGACUUUCUGUCAUCGGUGGAAUGCUACAACCCGGACACCAAUGAAUGGAAGGAAGUUACGAACAUGACUUGUGGUCGCAGUGGCCACGGUGUUGCUGUUGGUGCAGAACCAAGCUCCAAAUGAACACAGUUGUCUCCAAAUGAACACGGUUGUCACCAAAUGAACACGGUUGUCUCUAAAUGAACACGAUCGUAACCACAACAAUCCAGGCACCAGCAACAUGCUGCAGACACAACAAUAAAACAGAAGACACAAAUAAAGCUGCAAACACUAAAAUAAAAAAGCAGCAGACACAAAAAGCAGCUGCCAUAGUGGACAAAAAACAUCUGCAAACAAAAAUGAAACUGCAGACAAACAUCCGCUGCAAACAAACAAAAAUAAAAAGCAGCAGACAGAAGUAAAAAUCUGCAACAGCAGACAAAAAACCCCAGCUGCAGACACACAAAAACAGCUGCAGACAAAUAGAGCAGCAGACACAAAAAAAACAAGCAGCAGACUCUAAAAUAAUGGCAGACACAACCACUGUAGUAGAAGUUGUGUUAGUUGUCGGGAUGAUUGUGCUUUGAUCUUGAUAUGUUGGAAGGCACAGAUUUAGGCAAGGGCAUCCUGGUUUUGGUCCAGUUAUUACUUUCACUUUGUAUCAGGUGAGGAGUGUUUAGUUUAUCAAUACCAAUGAACUACAUUACAUUCAUGUUACGGUUUGCCUCCUAUUACAAAAAUCUUCGAUCCACCUAUGGUUGGUAACUUUUGUGCAGUUGCUGUGAACAUUGGUUAUGUAAUACUUUUGACAUUGGUUAACAGAACUCAAUGGAUCCAGACAAAAAGGUGAUCUUUGACGAAAGGAAAGCAGAAAUAAUCGUGCAGUGGAGACCGAUCAACAGUCUUUCAGUUAUAGAUGCUGUCACAGUGUUUUAAUAGAUGGUCACUAUUCAUGCCAAAACAGACACACCCAAACAAUCUUGUUGCAUUUGUCAUAAAGAAUGCUUCAGUUGACAGUGAAAUGCCUCAACAGUAAAUAAUCUUGUGUUAAACAAUGCUGAAUUUGCGGUAAAGAAUGCUUUAGAAGAACUUUAUUUUGAAUGCUGGAAAGAACCAUGUUAACAUAUACUAGUAAAAUUGGAUGCAUGGAAGAUCCAUUAUUGUACGAACUGUAUGCAAUAAAGAAAGAUGUAGUAACAACACUGCCCUUUCAGCCCUGUGAACCACUUAGAGCCCUGUGAACCACUUUCGGCCCUGGGAACCACUUUCGGCUCAACAAAUGCUCAGUAUUGUGAAUAAUCCUGGUGCUGAAAGAGUUAAGUAUCAGAAGUUACGCUAGUCUGUCAGCUACAUGUCCGGGUUUUCUAGAGUCGAUCAACUUGGAUGUGAUCCGUAGACAGUAAAUUAUGAAUGCAGUAAAAAU